Molecule: messenger RNA, 8005 nt
Organism: Oryctolagus cuniculus (rabbit)
Lineage: Eukaryota; Metazoa; Chordata; Mammalia; Lagomorpha; Leporidae
Source: RefSeq, a predicted model, not a curated record
CCUCCGCUCUCCGUUUGGACGCUGCGGAUUAUCUUGGGCCUCCUGAUGGAAAAAGACGCCCGGCCAAUGCCGACUCAAGGGGCGGGGCUGCUCCCUUGGUCUUGAACCCUGUGGGUGCUUAGCUCAUGGGGGUGCUUCCUCCAGAGGUGCUUGCCAACAAGAUCUCUGAGUGACCGCACUCCCGGAGACCUUACAGGGACAUCCCUUAGGCUGGCUAUAAAAUUGGAGGUUCGUGGGCGCCGGUUUGAGUCCCGGCUGCUCCACUUCUGACCCAGCUCUGAGCUAACGCGCCUGGGAAAGCAGAAGAUGGACCAUUGUUUAGGCCCCUGUGCCCACGUGGGAGACCCAGAAGAAGCUCCUGGCUUCUGCUGGAAGUAUUUAGUAAUUAAAAACUACUUGUGCUCAGAUCACCUGGUAAUUAAAACAUCACAAAAAACCGCCUCUCAAAUAAUAACCAUAAAAUAGUAGCAAGCAGAGUUCAAUCCUAAGAAGCGCGUGGUCCCUGGCACAGAGCAGGCUUUAGGUAAAUUAAGUUCCCGGGCCCCCAGCCAGCAGCCACCUGGGACGUGGGCGGAGAGAACCCGGCUUCCUGGGACCUGCCUGGAGGUCUCUGGGAAGAGGCCCGGCUCAGCCAGUGCAGGGACCCCCAGGGGCCGGUGAGGGCGACCACAGGUGCUGGUGAGACCUGGCCUGGCCACUCACUGGCCCCGUGACCUGGGGCAGACAGACCACUCCCCAAGGGAAGAAAGGAGGAGGAGGAGGAGGUCAAGGGCAGGUCGGCUGUGGCCCCUGAGCUGUGUUUGUAAAUAAAGGUUUAUUGGCACACAGCCACACGCCAUUUGUUCCCGUAAUUGUCUGUAAUUGUCCUGGUGCUACAUCCGGGAGCUGAGUCAUUGCAACAGACCUGCCCAGGGCUGGAAACAGACUUGCACGACCUCCGGGCUGGGUGACUCUCUCUUUAUCAUUAUUAUUAUUUUUAAUUUGAAAGGCAGAGAGGGACAGAUUGGGAGAAGGCUCCCAUGACUAGUUCAGUCCUCAAAUGUAAUGAUCAGGGCUGGGCCAGGCCAAAGCUAGGAGCCAGGAGCUCCAUCCAGGUCUCCCGCAUCGGGGGUGGUGGGGGCAGGAGCCGGAUUACCGGAGCUGUCACCUGCUGCCUCCCGGCGUCUCCCCUGGCAGGAAGCUGGAGUCGGGAGCAGAGGCCUGGCUGCUCCACUUCCGGUCCAGCUCCCUGCACUCGCGUGGGAGACCCGGAUGGAGCUCCUGGCUUCAGCCUGAAUCAGCAAUGGCUGUUGCAACCAUCAGAGGAGUGAACCAGCAGAUGGACGAUCUCUCUCUGCUUUUCAAAAAUAUUUUUUUAUAAAAAGAUUUAUUUAUGUAUUUGAAAAUCAGAGUUAGAAAGAGAGAGAUUUUUCUAGCACUAGCCCAUUCCCAAGAUGCUAGCAGUGAAAUCGGAGAGGACCCCCUAAAAUUUACCCUGAAAUGUGGCCCCUUAAAGUUCCCUAGAAAUGCUAUCCGGGGUGCCACGUGUGCUACCGGAAUUUGGGGUGCCUUAUGAUUUCACCACAGGCUUGUUACCAAAUCCCCAAUAUUAAUAAGCCCAAGAGGGUUCCUUCCUAGUAUUAGAGAAGAAUUCUAAAUACCGACACAGAUAAACAAGGCAGCAUGUUAUGUUUUAAGCUUUUAUUUAGUGAGAAAGAUGCAUAGGAGAGUGAGAGCUUUGUUUAAGAGAGAGAGAGGUGAAUAGGGGUUCAUACCGAGCACCAGGAACCAGCCACGUGGAUGAGCAUCUAGAAGGCCAUGCACCCUGGAGGUGCGGGGCUACAGCAAGCCCUGUCCUGGCAAGAGGCCAGGGAAGAAGAGCAGGCGGGCCCAUGCACACUGUGCCCUAGGCUUUUAACCCACUUCCCAAGGGGAGUGGUUAAUUAACCUGAUUGGCUGGUGGGCACCCCGGUGUGGCCAGGUAGGGGAAUGAGGCCACGCAGGGGCGUGGCAAAGGCAUCAGGUAGGAGCAUGAGGUCACAUGGGGGUGUGGUCUUCCAGUUCACGAAUCUGAUCAAUUUUAACCUGUAUGCCUGCCUACUGCAGCAGGAGCCCCGGCUUGGGCCAGGCUGAAUCCAGAGGCCUGGAACUUAACCCCGUGUCUCCCACGUGGGCGGCCGGACCCGGUCCUUGGCCACCACUGCUGCCUCCCAGGGUCUGCGUUAGCAGGGAGCUGGAACGGAGCGGAAGAACCACAACCCAAACUCAGACAGUCCAGCCUGGGGUGCAGACAUCCCAGGCGGUGGCUUACCGCUGCACCACGGCGCUGGCCUGGAAGUAGUAUUUUUAAAGAUCAAAAUGAAUACAGACAAAAUCCAGGAUGCAAAAAAAUUCACAAUUUUGGGGCCAGCACUGUGGCACCGCAGGUUAAACAGCUGCCUGCAGUACCAGCAUCCCAUAGGGGCACUGGUUCGAAUCCCAGCACUCCACUUCUGAUCCAGCUCCCUGCUGUGGCCUGGGAAAGCAGUAGAAGAUGGCCCAAGUCCUUGGGCCCCUGCACCCGUGUAGGAGACCCAAAGAAAGCUCCUGGUUCCUGGCUUUGGAUCUGCACAGCUCUGGCCAUUGUGGCCAUCUGGGGAGUGAACCAGCGGAUGGAAGACUUUCUCUCUCUCUCUCUCUCUCUCUGCCUCUCCUCUCUGUGUAACUCUGACUUUCAAAUAAAUAAAUAAAUCUUUUUUUAAAAAGCACACAAAAUUGUAGCUUAUAUGUAUAUGACUUUAAAAAAAUGUUCCCUGGGAGGAUGGAGUUGGGGGGCAGGAUGGCUCUUGGGCUGAGAGCCCCAGGUUUGAAUAGAACACAUGGUACCUGGCCCCUGGAGGACUGGCCUCCCUAUAUGGGGCGGGGUUUGGCCCCUCUGUGUGCUCCUGGCCUGCCCUGCUGGGGCUGCGCAUGGCUCCCAGCGCCCCCCCCCCCGGCCUCCCCGUGCACACCUGGGCCCCGGGCUCAGCUUACACGGAGGCCCCAGGGUACCCAGAUGCUGGAGAUGCCGACUGGUCCCUGGGCGUCAGGGCCCAGGGAAACCACGGUCGCUAUGGCGACCACGGAGCUACCAGGGCGUGGCGCUGGGGAGAAAGUUCCCCAGUGAGUGCGCCCAGGGCAUCGGCUGGGAAGCCACUGUCCCACACCUGUCCCCCUCCUCUCCGGCUGUUCAAUUAAAGCCAGCGGCAGGGAGCAGCGGGCGUGUGACAAGGGUGCUCCACUGGCACAUGGCCCCGCCCCGCUGGUCACCCAGCGCAGCCGCCUGAGAUCCGUCCGCCCCAGGCCCUGGCGGGCUGGCAGCGUGAGCGCCGGCAUGCUGAGUCCUGGCACCCGCCGGCGGCUCCUCCAGGGCCGGCCGGGUCCCCUGCCAGCGCCUCCGCCCAGCGGCGUGGCCAUCUUCAUCAGCUCCGUGCUGUCAGGUAAGGGGCAGGGCAGGGCUGGGGGCUCAGCACCCCCCACAGUGCGCACGGUGCCCAGGGACCCCAGGAGUCCCGGAUGCGAGUGCAGGCCAGCUGGUGACCCAUGAGGGCACCGGGGACAGGGAGCCACUCUGAACUUGCGUCUCUUCUUCCCCCACCCGAGCGCCCUGGCUGUUGCAGCCAAUGGGGGAGCGAACCAGUGGAUGGAAGCGCGCGCGCGCUCUCUCUCUCUCUGCCUCUCAAGAAAUACAACCCUAAAGCAACUAAAAAUCAAAAGAAUGGGGCUAGCAUUGUGCCCCAGCUGUUUAAUCUGCAGCGUUCCACACCAGCAUCCCGUAUCAGAGCGCCGGUUCGAGUCCCGGCUCCUCCGCUUCCGAUCCAGCUCCCGGCUAAUGGGCCUGGCAAAGCAGCAGGUGACAACCCAAGUCCUUGGGCCCCUGCCACCCAGACCCAGAUGGAGCUCCUGGCUUCGGCCUGGCCCAGCGCUGCCUGUUGUAGCCAUUUUGGGAAAUGAACCAGCAGUUGGAAGAUUCUCUUUCUCUCCCUCUCCCUCUGCCUUUCAAAUAAAUACAUCUGAAAAAAUUCAAAAAAGGUGUUAAUAUUUGUAAACAGCCUCAAGAACACAGUUAACGAUCACAUGUUGUAAAAUAAUUUGGAAGCUCUGUUUUUGGUGUCCUCUGUUCCAAUGUAAAUUCAAUUUUACUUUUAAUUAAACAUUUAAAAUUAUUUUUAUUUAUUCAAAAGGCAAAGAAAGGGAAGGCAGAGAAAGAGAGCUUGCCCACAUACUGGCUCUCUCCCUAAAUGACUACAACCGCUGGGGCUGGACCAGGGCCAAGCCAGGAGCCUGGAGCUCCAUCCGGGUCUCCCACAUGGGUGCAGGAGCCCAAGCAUGUAGGCCAUCUUCCACUGCUUUCCCAGGCCACAGCAGAGAGCUGGAUUGGAAGUGGAGCAGCCGGGACUCGAACCGGCGCCCAUAUGGGCUGCCGGCACUGCAGGCAGCGGCUUUACCCACCGAGCCCCAGCACCGGGGACUCAGGCAUCUUCCCCACCUGCCCAGGACGUGGGAUUUUUCUAUUAGGGUUAACACCAGGCGACCCUGCACGGGCGGGCUGUCUGGGUUUUGUUGCGUAAGAAUUUCUCCUUCAGCGUGGGUAUGUGCCUCAUAGCUCAGGAAGUGGGGUGCAGGGCGCCCCUGGCUGAGCCGGCGCGCGCCGGGUUCUCCGCUAACCGCGCGCCCUCACCUGCAGACAUGGAGGCUGAGAGGGAGUUCCUGCAGCGCAGCGCCUACCCCGAGCUGCGGAUCUUCUGUCAGAAACAUGGCCUGGUGUUUGAGGCCGUUGAUCUGCGGUGGGGCAUCCGGGAACCAGAGGCCACGGCCCUCCUGACCCCCGACCUCUGCUUGGAGGAGCUCGGCAGAUGCCAGCAAACAUCCACAGGCCCAGCGUUCGUGGCCCUCCUAGGCAACCAGUACGGCCCCCGUCCCGUCCCCCGGUGCAUGGAGGAGGAGGAGUGGGAAGCCCUGCGGUCCCAGCUGGCCCCCAGGCCGCGGGAGCUGGAGCUGCUAGCUCGCCACUUCCGAAAGGACGAGAACGCGGUCCCCGCCUCCUACGUCCUGCAGGUGCCCGGCGCCGAGGAGACCCGGGGGCCGGAGGAAGCCACCUUGGCGUCUGUCCUGUACGCGGGAGCCCAGGAGGCCUGGAGGCGGGGCCGCAUCAGCGAGGAGCAGUGGCACCGCUACCACUGGUCAGUCACUGCGUGGGAGCUGGAGCUGGGGCUUCUGCGCUCGGCGGCGGGAGCCCAGGGAGCCACCGUGUUCGUGCGAGAGAUCGCGGACCUGCACCGGCACCUGCUGGAAGACUGCGCCGUGCCGACGGCGGACCGGCUCCCCGACGGCUGCCCGGACCUCGGCGCCCAAGCCCUUCUCAGCAGCCUCAAGGGUCGCGUCGCCGAGGCGCACCCCGACGCGCUCAGAUCCCACCGCCUGCCCUGGAGCCGGGACCUGGGCACGCGCAAGAGCCGAGCCCACGCCCUCUACCUGCAGCAGCUGAGCGAGCAGUUCGUGGCCAGGGCCACCCACCAGGUGCUCCGGCACCUCCGCGAGCUGGAGGCGCCCGCCCCGCUCGGCUCGGCCUGGCUCUACCGGGAGAUUUGCCACCACCUGCGGCAGAGCGCCGAGCUCACCCGCACCUUCCGCGGGCGCCGGGAGCUCCUGGCGCAGCUCGGGCGGCGGCUCAGCGACGACGACGGCCGCCCGCACCCGCCGCUGGUGCUCUGGGGGCCCCCGGGCGUGGGCAGCAGCGCCCUGAUGUGCCGGCUGGCCGAGCGGAUCUCGUCCGCGCCGGGGCUGCUGCCCUCCAGGACGGUGACCGUGCUGAGACUGCUAGGGACGUCUCCGCUGAGCCGGGACACCCGCGGCCUCCUCCCGAGCCUGUGUUUCCAGGUGUGCCUGGCCUACGGGCUGCCGCCGCCCCCGGCCCAGGUCCUGGCCGCCCACUGCAGGGUGGUCCAGUUUUUCCACGCCCUGCUCCACACCGUGUCCUGCAGAAACUUCGAGUCGCUGGUGCUCCUGCUGGAUUCUGUGGAUGACCUUGACCCUGGCCGCUGGCCACAGAGAAUGCCCUGGCUGCCGGCCCGGUGCCCACCGAGGGUGCAUCUCGUCCUCUCGGCCUGUUCAGGGCCAGGGGGCCGUUUGGAGAGCCUGAGGGAGACCCUCGGUGACCCAGACUCCUACUGGGAGGUGCAGCCCCUCUCUGGGAACCAGGGGCGGGAGAUGAUGGAGCUCCUGCUGACCACUGCGAACAGGACGCUGAGCCGGCCGCAGAGGGACCUGCUCUGGGCCAGCCUCCCCGAGUGCGGGCACCCGGGGCGCCUGAGGCUGGCCUUCGAGGAGGCCCGCCAGUGGGCGUCUUUCACCACGCCGGCCCCUCUGGCCGCCACGCCCGAGGAAGCCACGCACCAGCUCUGUGCCCGGCUGGAGCAGACGCAUGGGCGGCUGCUAGUGGCCCAUGUGCUGGGCUACAUCAUGUGCUCACGGUCAGUCUCUGACUUUUAUGUUUAUUAUGAUGUAUUUGUUUUAUCUGCAAGUCAGGAUUACAGAGAGAGACAGACAGAGAGAGGUUUUCCAUCUGCUGGUUCACUCCCCAGCUGGCUGCAAUGGCCGGAGCUAGGCCAGGCUGAAGCCGGGAGCCAGGAGCUUCCUCCGAGUCUCCCAUGCAGGUGCAGGGGCAAAAAGCACUUGGGCCGUCUUCCACUGCUUUCCCAGGCCAUAGCAGAGAAAGCUGGAUCGGAAGUGGAGCAGCUGGGACUUGAACCGGUGCCCAUGUGGGAUGCCUUCAUUGCUGGUGGUGGCUCCACCCACUAUGCCACAGGGCCGGCCCCCCAGCCCUUGAUUUUUUUUUUUUUUUUUUGACAGGCAGAGUGGACAGUGAGAGAGAGAGACAGAGAGAAAGGUCUUCCUUUUCCAUUGAUUCACCCCCCAAUGGCCGCUGCGGCCGGCGCACCGCGCUGAUACGAAGGCAGGAGCCAGGUGCUUCUCCUGGUCUCCCAUGGGGUGCAGGACCCAAGCACUUGGGCCAUCCUCCACUGCCUUCCCUGGCCACAGCAGAGAGCUGGACUGGAAGAGGAGCAACCGGGACAGAAUCCGGCACCCCAACCGGGACUAGAACCCGGGGUUCGGCGCCGCAGGUGGAGGAUUAGUCUAGUGAGCCACAGUGCCGGCCAAUUUUUUUUUUUUAAUUAUUAAUUUGAGAGAGGGAGAGAGAAAGAGAUCUUUCAUCUGCUUGUUCCCGCGCCCCACCCCCCAAUACACAAUAGCUGGGACUGGGUUGAGCCAAGGCUAGAAGCUGGGGUCUCCCACGUGGGUGCAGAGACCCAAGGACUUGAGCUGGCACCUGCAGCCUGCCGGGGUGUGCGUGAGCAGGAAGCUGGAGCCAGGACCCAGAGCCGGAACGCAAACACAGACGUGCAGCUGUGGGCAUGGACGGAGGUGCCCUGCCGACCCUGCUGCCGCUCAGCCGUGCAGAGCCUGGGGCAGAACGUGGGGCGGGGGCUGUGCUGAGUUUUUCCCCUUUCAUCACCCCCUCCCCCAGGCCCGCCCUGGCACUUCACUCUCCCUGCCAUGUGGGUGCCGUCCGCCCCCAGGGCAUCACGGGCUGGCGGCUCGGUGGUCCUCCGUGCAGUGGGGAAGACGUUGAGAGCUCACAGGACUCCCCCCACCCCGGGUCUGAGCUCAGCAAACCUGGGCUCCCCUGAGCUGGGGAGGUGGGUGGUUCACGGCUCUGUGGGGGCGGGGGACCCUGAGCAGGUGUGGGCACUGGCCGGGCGCUGUCCAAGUGCUGACGUUCGGGCAGGACACUGCGGGUGGCUGCGUGUCUCUCUCUCUCUCUCUCUCUCAAAUGCACAAGACCACAAGACCCAGACGUGGUCCCAAGUGCUCCCUGCCCCUCCCCCCCCAGGCACGGUCUCUCAGAGGCGGAGCUCAAGGACAUCCUGUCCCUGGACGAUGAAGUGCUGCAGGCCGUGUACCAGGAGUGGACCCCGCCCAGCAAGGAGCUGCUGCGUUUCCCGCC